Messenger RNA from Pipra filicauda (Wire-tailed manakin), 13484 nucleotides. RefSeq names its product tetratricopeptide repeat domain 7A (gene TTC7A). Lineage: Eukaryota; Metazoa; Chordata; Aves; Passeriformes; Pipridae. The coding region runs from base 6199 to 7998 and encodes 599 amino acids. Gene Ontology annotation, cellular component: plasma membrane. Gene Ontology annotation, molecular function: protein binding. The record is from RefSeq and is a predicted model, not a curated record. The transcript has 16 exons. Gene Ontology annotation, biological process: phosphatidylinositol phosphate biosynthetic process; protein localization to plasma membrane.
AACCGGGCCAUGCAUUCAAAACAUAAUCAGCUCUGGUUAUCUGAUGGAGAAAUUGUCAUGUGGGAGAGUGUCUCUUCCAUAUGUGUUGUUGUGAGAGUCCAUCCUUUCCUAGUCCUGUUCUUGCACCAUAAUAUCCCAUUUAUUCUUAAGGAAUCAGAUACUGAAUUUUUUAUGGCAAACUAUCUUUGCAAGUAUUUAAUUUUGGCUUUUUUUACCUGCUGAGUAAAAUGGAGAAGAAAGCAAAAAAUGAGAAAAGAUUGAAAGAUUGAGAACAAAGAAAAAAAAAUCCCAGCAAAAAUCAAUUUAAAUUCUUCUGUAGAAAAUUGGUACCAUUUUUUGAUUCUGUUGGAGGAAGGUUGCUUCUUGUUUAGGGAUUUUUUGCUACUUUUUUAUCCUCCAGGAAUUACUUUAAGUACAGCUGUGAAUAACCACUGUUUCUCAUUCUUUCAUUAAAAGCCUGCACAUACAGUGAAGCUGUACCCUUAAGCUAUCCAUGAGAGGUGCCUUCAGGUAAGCCUUGUAUAACCUGGAGGCUGACAAAAACCCGAAGUUCUAUGUUGUGAAGUGACCCCUUUAGUCAGGCAAGUACAAGUUUACGCAUAAAGAAAAUAUGGACUUAUAAAGCAUAGUCUCAGUAUCAGCUUGACAGCAGGGGAUAGGUAUGUGGUUUUCCCAGGUGAGCUGAGGGUUGACCAGCUGUGGCACAGCAUGUGCUUUCCUAACCUUUUGUUGUUCUCAUGGCAGACAAAAAGCUCGGGUCUUGCCGUUAAGCUCAUUAACUAUGUAAUAAAAUAAAAUCUCAUUUAGAACAUAUGGCACUGAUGUCCUCUAGGCACCUUUUGAAUAUCAAACUCACUCAUGUUCAUUUUAAUCAGCACAUUUUAAAUUCAGUCUUCAUCAGUUCAAUAUAUCUAGUGGGAUGUUUUAGCUACUACUGUGGGCCCUGCUUGCUCCGUUCCCGUGUUAUUUUAAUGAUAGCCUUAAAAAAACCCAACAAAUUCCCCCUCAGAAAAACCCUGAACAAAAACAACCCUCAAAAAAACCUACAGGAAAGCAAUUUGAAGCAAAAUACAGAUGUGAAUUAUGCAGGGCUUUGAUUAUAAAUUGAAUUGCUGCAAUAGCAGCAAAAUGUUCUCUGUAGCUGUCUCCUGAUGAAAGAGCAUCCCAGUCAGCGCAAUGGAGCUUCUGUGGCUGGGAUGGGAAUGAAAUCCCACGUGUUCAUCACCUCCUGCAGUGCAAGUGAGAAGCACCAGCCAGGGAUGGAAGAUUCGGUGGGAUAAAAAGCCUGGUGGGACACCACAGCUUGUCUUUGCCACCACAGCUGAUACUGAUGUGUAGUUUCUGCCACGAGAGGGCAUAAGCAGCACUGGGAUAUAUUAAGAAAAGAGGAUGGAAGUAGGAAGAAGCUUUUAAGGAUGCUUCAUGAGUAUAAUAAAUUUCUCUAACCGAUAUUGAAUAGCUCAAAAGAAAUGCUUUUGUCCUCCUUAUUGCUUCCAACAUGUUCUGGUAGGAAAUAAGCCUUGGAUGAUGACUGCUCAAGCUGUUGGGGGGUAGGUCCUAUCAGGUGGGAUGUCCUUCCCCAGUGGCACGUGUGUACAAAAGGAAUGGCGAGUGCUUUAUUCUUGUCUCAGCAAGUAGAAGAGCUGAGGGAUAUAAACGGUGGUGUUAUGCUUUUGUUCCUGCUGGCAGGAACAGACAUUAUCUUCUCGGAGCAUGGUCAGGGGUGCCCUUUUCUCUUGCAGUGUGCAGUGGAAAGAAGCCACUAGGAUGAAAGAAAGGUCUGGUCUGCCCUUCAGGUGUUGAGCUGCCAGCUGUAAGGACCAAAAUGUCUUGCAGCUGUAGAAGUCCCAGAUGCUUUUAAUAAGGUGUUAACUUAAAAACAUUGUGUUGCUGAAGACACAUUUCCUGCAGUUGUUUAGCUUGCUACAACCCAAAAAAAGCUUUCUUUUAUUCCUCCAGUGAGCAGUGUUGAUACUGUAGAUGCAGAAUAUAGGAUGUCAUACUGUAGGAGGCAGCCAGUUGUCUUCCAUGUUAGCAUAUGCACUAGGUUUUGGUUGUUGGUUAUUUGGUUGCUUGGGUUUUUUUCUGAUGCACAUAUGUGAAGAUUAGGCUAAUUUCUUGCUGCUUUUUUUAUCAGAAUAUUGAACAGGUAUUACCACUUCUUGCUGUUAUGGGGUCUUUGGUCAAGAUGCUUGUAGUAUUUUUAAGCAUGCUUCACCUAUGUGAAGUAAUGGAUAUGUAUACUGCUAUCGUAAUUGCAGCUGAAGUAUGUAUGGAGUUCCACAAGCAAGACAAAGUCAGAGCUUUCUAGAGGAUGUGGUUGGUUUUGGAAGCUCUGAUGGGACACUUUUGAAGAAAAAGAAUUUCUGAAAAAUUAUUAAGCAUUUAUUAGAGCUCGAGUUUCCAUAUGAUCUCUCAGUUUAGGACCUAAAUUACUUGGGAAAACCCUGGCAAAAAUGCCUAAUAGGGAAAGCUUACAUAGUUGUUUCUCUUCCCUUCUGUCAAUUUUCUAGAGUGCUUAGAUCCCUUUUGGAAAUUUUGUAGGCUUCUGUUGCAAGGACACUUUUCAGAGUAACUUCAUGUAUGUGUAGUUUCACAGUAGUAUCUAGUGUAUAAAGACAGGUAGGACAGUCUCUGCUGGACUGUUCAUCUCUUCUGAGGAAUUUAUGUGGGCUUUCUUGACAUUUAUCUCCUCUUUAGUCAUCUCAAUCUAGCACCUUAUCCAGGACACUGCAGCUGGUAAUUUGGAAGUGAGUCUUAUUGUCUGCUGGAUGGAUCUAGAUAAGUGCUAAGCUUCUGUUUUGUAUUGGGCUGGGUUUUGUUUUUUUUUGAGCGUCCCUCUCUGCUAGACAGGCUGCCAUUAGGAAACUAAUGUGCUUUGUUGUACUUACUGGUUAUGUCUUAUCUUAUUCAUAGGAAUCUGAGGCUUACCUCUUCAGGUGUGUUUUGUGUCUAUGCAUGAACAGCUGUUUAAGGAAAGAGUAUGACUUUUUAGAAACCUGGGUGAGAUGCAAAGAUGCAAAAGGAGGUGGGCAGAGGAAAUGGUGUUGCUGCUGUUUCUGUGCUUUGGGUACAGCUUUACCCUUGAAAGGUGACUCUGCAAACUGCCAUGUAAUCUUCUCAAGAUGGUCUGUUCCAUGUGUUAGCAGCUAAUUGUUUUAGUAGUAAAUCAGUGGGGAUAAGAACAUGAUCUUCUGGUGUCUGUGUUGUUGGGAGACUGUCUUUGCAGACCUCUGUGCUCUCUGGUUUAUUGUCAAUACUCUUCCCCAGAAAUUUGCAUAGAAAACAGUGUAUUUCUUUAUUUCCUUUUAUCUUAAAAUGUUGUGUAUAGUGUUAGCCAAACUAUAUGGCAUAAAUGCAGUAUGACUGCAUCGAUUCAUGAACUGUUAGUUUAAUUACUCUGUAUUAACAGGGUACAUGUACAAACAAAACAUAUUUUCAUGCCAGGGUGGACUGACUGGACUCUCAGGGUGCUCUUUGUCACAGUUUUGGCCAUGAUUGUCUGUGUUGUUCUUUAUUAGAUUAACUGUGAUUGAAUACUAAACUGCAUUUCAUCAUGGUUUUUCUGAAUGGCGCUCUGGCCACUUCUGUGGCUAAACCAAAGCAGUUUAAUGAUCAUGUGCUUUUCCCUUCUUGUUCUUCCUCAUUUCUAUUUCUGGCAUCUUAGCAUUACAAUAGGGGCCUAUGGACUCUUCUAGCUCAUUUAAUUUCCAUGAUCUGAUGUUCACUAAUGCCAUGGCUUGAGGCAGCAGUACCUGAGAUUUCCAGGUAGUCCUCUAUCCAGGUUCUGCAGAGGCUCAAGAUUUUCUAGUUUCUGAACUACAUAAGAUCAGAUGGAUUUACCAGGAGUUGCCAGAGGUUUUGUGUUUGAAUCCUCAUUCACUCAUCUAUGUACAUGUAUUUCUGUUCAAAUAAAUACUUUUUGUUAACCUCUUCAGGCCCUAAUUAAAAAAAUUCUCUUCAAGUGCACAGCUAGUAUAUAAAGGACAUCCAUUAAUGGGACAGUAAGUUCCUUAUUAUAAGUAGAGCAAUUCAUUUGCUAAAAAUGAAAUGUAUGCUCAGAUGGUCUCCUGGCUUGGAACAGUUAAAUGUAAAGACAAACUCCUGUAGUGAGGUAUGUUUGCAGAAUGCUGGCAGAUGUGCUCUGUCUCCUGUCAUGGCUCAAUAAUGUUCGAUACAGUUCAAAAUAUAGAAGCUGCCACACUAAAUCCUCAGUCCUGUAGAACUGAUAUUGUUGUCAGAUGCUCUGCAUGUUUUGGAAUUGGGAACUCAGAGGAUGGAGUGGUUGCUCUUUGAUGGAACCUGACUACACGAGCAUCUGUCUAGGAGGUGGUGAGUGCUGAGUGCUCCUCCUGCGCUGCCCAUUUUGCUCUCCUAGCUUUUGUUGAAAGCAUUCCUAGGCAUUUGUCGUGUGCUUCAUGGUUUCAACCCUGGCAAUUUGCUAUUUAUUCUUUCAUUCACUUCAAUGUGUCGAUAUUCCUUCCUUUUCUUCUUCCCUUCCCUCCAGAGCAAGGUGUUUCUACCAUGAAGCUUAACUUGGUUUGUGGCCUUGUCUAAAAAGUGGAACUGUAAUGGCAGUCUAGUUCUCUGGGAAUGAAAAUGUCUCUUUUUAUCACAUUCUGUAGGUUUUUCAUCUCUUUAGUAUGUGCCAAAUGUGAAAUUAAUUGGCUUUGCAAGUGAUCACUAAUCUUCUUUCUCAUAGUAGUUAGUGCAAUUCAUAGGCACUUUAUUAAGACAAAUACCAUUAUGCUAACAAGAAAUUUGAACAUAUGCAUUUUUGAAAAUGUUGUAAAACUCUUAUACACCAUAACUCUUCUGUCCAGCCUCUUAAGGAGCCCAUGGAUGCAGGGGAAAUACUGGUAGUUUUCAAUAACCAAGGAGAGCAGUUGGGAAGGUGUAUUUUUUUGAUAUGGGGGAAUUGAUUGAUUUUGUCUAAUAGUAAAUACCAUGUGAGUAGUUCCGUUGGAUUUGGUGUUACUACUCGUGCAUAAAUAACACCACACGACUUAUUGCUUUCCUCGGUUUAAUGUCCAGAACUGCACCUUUGUGGGUAUAUUCUAUUCUAGACCCGCUAAAAAGCGCAUGGUAUCUUGACCCUGUAAUUGGGGAGCAUGCUGAAGCAUUAAAGUCCUACUUAAAAAAACUUCCUUGAGCUUUUUCCUCUUGAUAAUUUCAAAGCACAUGUUUUACUUAGGAGAAAGUGAACGGAAAAAAAGAAAGACAACAUCUGACUUUCUCUAUAGGGUUAAGUCUCCGGUGUUUUUGCUCUUGCCUUACUUUCUUACUGGUAUGUACCUUGCCCACAAGUAGGUAAUCUACAGACUACCUCAGUUUAAAAUUGAGAGGAGUAUUGAAGUAAGGCCACUUGCAUUUGGAUUCUGUGACUUGAUGACCACAAGCUUUAGGGUGGCAUUUUGUGUAGGCAAGAUUCACGGUAAACGUGAUCAUUUUUUAUCCCCCUGCCUCCCAAAAUAAUCACCUUUUAUUUUCAUCAAAUGUUUGCCACUGAUUCUGGAGUGCAGGAAGGUUUGCAGUACAUGAAAGUAGGCACAAAUGCAGUCUGUACUGCUUACCUUCAAAAUUUAAUCAGUUUGACAGAAAAGAUUGUUAUGGCUUUUUUUAAAUGAAAUUUAACUUUCUUCUGCACAGAAAAUUCUCCUGGAUAAGCUGAAGUGGCAGUUAAUGUACCAGUACAACUGCUUAUUUUGUUUUCUUGUCCAACAUUGCUCCUUUUCUGAUAGCCUGUAUUUCUUUGGGUAACUUCCACCCUGCGAUGAAUGUGCAUUGAACCAUUUUGCAGUUACUGUGGUGGUAGGGCCAUGUCCUCAGCCUUGAACAGCUUAUAGCCUGACAGUGUGUUAACUAGCAUGUACAGUGUUUAAUCUUUCCUCCUUGCAUCUUCCUGAGUGCACAGAUACAUGAUUAAGAUACCAUUUGGCAACCAGUCAGCUUUAAUCGCUCAUGGUGUAUUCAGAGUAAUGUGUUCUGGGGUUUUUUUAAUUUUAUUUUUUUUUUAGCCUAACCCUCUUAUUGCAGGUUAAGCUGUGCUUGCAGACAGUUACUGCAACUUAGCUGCCUUAUAAUAAACUGUUUAAACCACUGUAUUUUCGUCAUGUGGCUGGACCAUCAGACAUAAGGCGUUUAAGCACCACCUAAAAGGAAUCGUCAUUUAAAAGCAUCACAAAUAUUGUGAAAGGAAUGAGGAGUCUGCGAGAAAUACUACGGACUGUGGAAACAAAAGCUACUCAGACCUUCAAAAUGACUGCAGCUAAACAGCUCGCCCAAGUACUUCUCCAUUCCCUCAGUGAAGACUGUUACUGGAGCCCUUUAUCUGAUCCGCUUCCUGAGUUCAUGAACAAGGAAUAUCAGUCGUAUGUUAGCAAUCUUCUUUGUCGGAGGCCUGAGCUGUACACAGAAGAGAAUGUGUACUGCCCUCAAGACAACGUAGAAGAGGCUCUUCUUCUCCUCUUAAUCAGUGAAUCUAUGGCAAACCGGGACGCAGUGAUCAGCCGAGCCCCAGACCAGCAGGAUGACCGAGCCGUCAGCCUCCAGGAUGCCUCUGCAGUCUACGACCUCCUCAGCAUCACACUGGGCAGAAGAGGGCAGUAUGUGAUGCUGUCUGAGUGCUUGGAGAGAGCCAUGAAGUUUGCAUUUGAUGAGUUUCACCUCUGGUACCAGCUUGCCCUGUCCAUGGUAGCUUGUGGAAAGUCGGCAUAUGCUGUGUCAGUGCUCAAAGAAUGUGCUAAACUGCGACCUACGGAUCCCACUGUUCCUCUUCUGGCUGCCAAGGUCUGCAUUGGGUCGCUGCACUGGCUGGAAGAAGGAGAACACUUUGCUAAAAUGGUGAUAGACCUGGGUGAGGAUGCUGGAGAGUCCCUAGCAAAGGGUUACCUGGCACUGGGCCUGACAUACAGUCUUCAAGCUACUGAUGCUAUUCUGAAGGGCACUCAGGAUGAAUUAAACAAGAAGGCACUUCAGACUUUGGAGAGAGCACGGGACUUGGCCCCAGAAGAUCACCAAAUCAUCCUCUACCUCUCACUGCAGCUGGCUCUUGUCAGACAGAUUUCAGAUGCUAUAGACCAUCUUCAAGAAGCCCUACAACUGUGCAAAGAUGACAUGAAUUCACUUCAUCUACUGGCCCUCCUCUUUUCAGCUCAGAAGCACUAUCAGCAUGCACUGGAUGUUAUCAACAUGGCUGUUGCUGAAUACCCAGAAAGCUUUAGCUUACUCUUCACCAAAGUAAAACUGGAAUGGAUACAUAAAGGACCUGAAGAGGCUCUGAUCACAUGCAGACGUAUGUUGCAGAUGUGGCAGAUGGUAUAUAAUGUUUCACAGCACAGUGGCUCUGAGAAAUGCAGUAGUGUGACCGAAACACCGGUGAUCAAAAGGCAUAACGGACUGCAUCUCACUCUCCCAGAUGCUCAUGAUACCGAUUCUGGGUCACAACGAGCCUCUUCCCUUGCUGCAUCGAGACUGGAACAGGCCAUGUCUGAAAUAACUAUGCAGAGCAGCACAAUGAAGCAGGGACCUAUGCAACUGUGGACAAUUCUUGAACAAAUUUGGCUACAAGCUGCUGAACUCUUCAUGGAACAGCAGCAUCUCAAAGAAGCAGGCUUUUGUAUCCAGGAGGCAGCUAGUCUUUUCCCCACGUCUCAUGCUGUAUUGUACAUGCGUGGGAGGUUUGCAGAGAUGAAAGGCAAUUUGGAGGAGGCUAAGCAAUUGUAUGAUGAAGCGCUCACAGUGAAUCCAGCUGGAGUGGAAAUUAUGAACAGCCUGGGCCUGGUGCUGAGCAGACUUGGGCGGAGGGAACUGGCCCAGAAAGUCCUCAGAGAUGCCAUCCGUAUCCAGAGCACCAGCCACAUUGCCUGGAACAGCCUUGGAGAGGUCUUGCAAGCUCAGGGGAAAAACGAAGCAGCCAUCGAGUGCUUCCUUACUGCACUGGACCUUGAAUCCACCAGUCCUGUCAUUCCAUUCACUGUCAUACCCAGGGAGCUCUGAAGCUUUUCCCUGCAGCUAAGCACCUUCGUUCCCUGGACAGACACCAAAACCAAAUAAAUAAACAAAGAAAAAGCCCAACAGAAAAGUGCCAUUGUAACCUGGAACUGGGACAAGUAGUUCCAGGAUGGGGCUCAGGUCUACAUGCUUAGCUGAGACAAGCUGAACUGUAGAAGAAUUUGCAACACGCAGAAAUAGAGAAUGCCUUUUUCUUCACAGGUGCCUGGCUAACCUCCUGUUAAAGUUAGUAUCAAGGCUUAUUUCAAAGUGUUGGUUUAAGGUGACUGUAGAAAGAUCAUGCCAGGGUACAGCUGUUCAAAGCACUUGCACCUUCAGUGUUCAUUAAAGAUGAAACCCCAAGCCCUGAAUUAAAGCCCAGACCUGCUCUAAACAGGAGUAAAUGCACCAACUAAUUUGACCAAGUUGUGCUUAAACAUGUGGCUGCCUCCCCGCAGAUCUGACAGGACAAGAAUGACAAUUGCACCAAAUAGACAUGUAGUAUAUGCUGUUCACAAAAUUAUUUCAGCUAUUUUGAUAAUCCUUUUUCCUACCUUGCUUUUAUAUACUGCAUAUGCUCACUGUAUUUAGUGUAGCACUUGCCUAGACCAAUUUAAAUUAAAAAUACUUAUUUUUUAGAAAAGCUAAUAUUGCAGUAUAAUUCACGAAAGCAGAAAGACCAAAGACCAAAUCAGUUCACACUUGAACUAGUAUUAAAAACAUAUAUGUAUCUCCACUUACAUAUUUAUUGAAAGGCUUUACAUGAAGUAGCUAACUCUAAGCUUCAUUCUUAUUAAUCACCUCUUGCAUCACUUUUAGUGAGGAAUAUAGUUUUUACCAUUAUAUAGUGACUGAACUCUGUACUCUACUGCAUUACCAUUCCUGACACAAAACAUUUUCAUAUCCAUCUUUUCAUGAUACAAAAGAUGCCAGCAGUCUCUUAAGGGAAAGUAUGCUGAAGGCAGUGUGUGUAUAUAUGAAUUACUUCUUUCUUGAAACUAAAUCUUUGGAUUGUCCUUAGAAAUUUCACAUGAGAGGUAUGGAGUUGAGCCUUCAGCGGAGCAGGAUCAAUUUGCGUAUCGUAUCAGAUGUAAGAGUGAAGAGCUUCUAAUCCGCACAGCCUCCCCAUGGCUGGCACAGCCAGGGCAGGGGACACAGCUGGCAAUACCCCCUGCUAAGCUGCUCCUUAGCUCUGCUUGACCUCCCUGGGGCCUUGGCAGCACGGUGGAGCUGUACCGUGCUGUCACACAACCCAUGGGAGCCAGCCCUGUCCAGACCAGUCCCAAGAUAAAAAUGAUGCAGAAAUUUGCUGCAGGCACUUUUCUACAAAAAAAAAAAAAAAUGUUGGGGCUUUGUGCCUAUUUUCUUCCAAAGAAGAUUUGUGACUAUUUCAUAAGUAAGUUUGCACUAAAACAUACCUUGUACUAUAAUUCCGCCCAGUAUUGUGAUCCUUAACUAGUUCACUCUGGAAAUUAUAAUAUCCUUAGGCAAUAAAUGAAUUGGGGUUAUUUCUUAAAGAGCCUGAGGCUCUGGCAGCAGACUUGAAGUCAGCAUUGUUUACAAUUAUUUGGAAAUCUGCGGGGUAAUGGAGAGUUAGGCCCUUGCAGUGCUCCCAGACCACACCAUGGCAGAGCUCCUGCCCCCAGCCUUCCCUCAAGAUGUGCUCACCAAGGGAAUUACACUGUUCUCAGGUUUCUCUCAGCAGCCUGGUGCAAUGCCAGGCCAAUAUUUUUACUUUUUCCCAUUAAAUCAUCCUGGUGCAAUAGCCCAGAUUAUUUAUCUAUUCACCGAGGGAUUCCAGGUCUGAUCUAGGUUGGUUUCAAUCCAGGUGAAAGUAGCCCAGCCAUGAAAAGGUGCUUGACCCAUGAGUUCUCUGGCUUUCCAGUACCACACAGGCACCAAAACUGACUUUUUUGGGCCAGAGGCAGGUUUCCAAGGAGACAGUGUUACCCGGACGCAUUUAUUGUUUGCAAUAGCACCAGCAGCAGAGGAAAGAGUAGGUGUUAAAGUACCAGAAUUAAAUGAGUUUCAUGAAGACAAAAAGACACAGCCGAGACCUAUUUUGGUGUGAAGGAUGCUAUGAAGUCAUCUUGCUCUGCACUGCAGGUGGGAAAGAGGGAAGGGGAGGGGUAGAGAUGCUGCUGUUGGCAUAAUGUGCAAAUUGUUACCCAGGUGUUUUAAACCCAGUUCCACAGUCAGAUGCAAUCUGACAAUACACUUAAGUAGAGACAGAUAUAGAUACAUGUUAUAUUCUGGUAUUUGUUCUGCUCCACAGUUUCCAGGGUGGAAGCAAACCUUUUGUGUAAGACACAAAAAAAGAGUCAGUGUGGUCCAACAUCACCGAUCCGUUGUGCAAUGUAUAUUUGUAAAGCACUGCCAUAGCAACUCCUGUGUACUGGACAGUUAUUUGAGUACAAGCUACGCAUCCAUGACCAAGGAACUGCUUUAAGAGGUCUGUAACAUAGCUGGUCUGUGACCUGGCAGGAGGGUGCCUGUUUCCCAGCAGCGGCUGAAAAGCAAACACUUAUAGACCCAUUUACUUCUGUAGUAAACAGCUUGUUUGUUGCUAUCUGGCAAACUUCAUCCUGGCAAUAAUCAGACUUGCCACAGCAGUCAUCUUCCUAGGAGAGGGGCAAACAUUCACGAAUACUUUGAGUGCGUCAACAACUCAGAUGUUGCCAGCGUGGUCCCAUCUUUCUCAAGUGCGUUAAUGAGUGUUACUGGCAUUGGAAUUGCAGUCCUGAAAGCCUCUGCUCCAGGAAGAUGUACAUGACUAAAGGCCAUCAGCAUCAACAGGAAUCACCAUGGGUAAGGUACCCUUUACCAGCACACCACACCACACCACAGCCCCUGCAGCACCUGCAGACAAAGUGCUUUGCGUGCACACUGACCUUAAUCCCGAGAUUUGCUGUGUGCUUCCCAGGGGAUACAGAAUGCCUUUUGGCUGGAGGGGUGUUGUAUUGGCCUGAAAUAAUCUGUACAGUGCAGGAAAGAAAGAGGUUGUUGCAGACUUACAAGUAUUUUGGGGGUAAAUCCUCUAGCUAUCUUUGUUACUCAUGCUCACCAAAACAGAAGCGUUCCCAAGCUUACAUGCUACCUCUCUUAUUCAGCAUGUAUUUUGCUCACACUUCCAGAUACAGAAAAACAAAGACAACUAUUUCAGACAAGCCUAUGUAUUGUGAUAUUUAUUUAGAUAGCAACAUUGAUAAAUCUGAUAGAAUUACUUGUCUGAGCUCAGUAAUACUUGUGUGGCAGGAAGCCUGGCAUGUUUAAUACUCUUUGAAAUUUAAGAACACAAGAUUUACAUGCCAUCUCUCAUGAUUAUUUCAGUUCGUAAGUAAUGGAAGUUUGGGGAACAAUAAGUUUGGGGAACCAAUUCUCUGAGUUUUAGCACAGACUUGAAUCCAAUAGUUUUGUCAUUCAUUAGUUUUGAAAGAGGGAGAUUAAAAAAACCACAUUGCUGCCUAAAGGAUCAGGUUCCUCUUGUUCCACCACAAGGUUAUUUUCCUUUUUGUUGGCAGGGUGCAUACAAAAAGAAAAAUAAUUGCCUUCUAUUUUCCUGUUGUGUAGUAAAGGAGUAGUAUGUGCCGUUGCCUUUGGCCAACAAGAAUACUGUAAAAAAAAAUUAAUCUGCCUCCAGGAUAACAGAAGGAGAAGCCCAAUAGGACAGGGAACAGCUCCCCUGUAAAGUGGAGCUUUACACUGUGUAAAGUGUCAUUAGCUCCAUUGGAGCAGUUGGUAGUUAGGAGCAUUUCCUCCAGCUGAGAAUCUGCCCACCCAUGUAUUCAUUCCGUACAGGGAGUACAGCAGAGCUGCAAACUCCUGCGCCGCACAAGUACCCCAGUCCGUUUCUAUUGGUAACAGUUCAUGCUACUGAUUAUCACAAUGCUUCAGAAGUGCUAAUUAUCUUUUCUUGGUAAUGACUAAUAAAUCCAAAUGGAGAACAGUCCUGGAGGGUGUUUCCUUUAAAAUUCACUGGCUGGGUACCAAAGCAGGCACAGCACUGGCUGCUGCAGUUUGAAUUACAGUUAUUUUAUCAAAAAAAUGUUUCAUUUUCAGAGAGUCUUGGUGAAGAAUGAGUUUGACUAGUUUAUAUAUUGUUUUAAUGACAGCAGAGUGGGAAAUAAUCCUUUUUAGUAAAAAGACAUCACUACCAUGAUCCUUUUUCAGCCAAACCAACAGAGGUUUGAUAGUUGCAGUUCAGCCUUGGAGAGGAAGGCUUCCCAAAGCAACCACACUGCAGCAGUAAUUGCCUCUGAAGGAAUUGUAUUACAGGCAUAUUUGACAAUUAUGCAAUGGGCAUGUGUAGCUGAGACAUCUUUCCCUCCUUUUUUUGGCUAAGGGGAGCUGCUUUAUGCCCGAAGGGACAAUUGCAGUGCCCGUCUGGGUGCCUCUCAGCACUGCCUUGGUGCCAACUUCACAGUCAUGUUCACCAACACCCCUUCAUUCACACUGGUUUAAUGAUGCUCAGACUGUUCCCUAAGCCUGGCUCUGGGCAAUGGCCUCCCUACUGCUGAGGUGUUGUUCAGUGCUGCAGGAUGUCAGUGCGUAGUCAGAUAUUAAGUUAUUUUCUUAGAAAUGAGAAGCCGAGUCAUCUGUCAGUUGGUGACAUUGGCAGGAGGGCAGGUAAACACUGACUCAGCAGUUGCCAAGAUGGUUCCUCCAACUUUGCCUUUAAUGAACUUGCUUGUGCCUUCAGCACCAGCAAACCACAGCAGGUUCCCAAGUGACUGGAUACUAAAAGAUCCAGCUGAUUUUCCCACAGAAAUACAUGCCAGUCAGUAGCUAAAACCACUGAUAGGGAUGCAACACUGCGCCAUUGCAUAGUGGCCCAUGAUGAUACAAAUAAGAACCUCCCUGAGCUGGUGCACAGAGAGGUGCUCAGCUUUUACACAUAGAAAGCAUGUCCUACAAGCCACUCUAAUAUUGUUAACAUGGGUGUCAGUUUUCCAUGUCACUUAACUUUUUCUUGUCAUUGUAAGAUGCCUUCACCAGAUGAAUAAAAUUGACCCUGUGGAAAACAAAAAACGCUGCUAUUUCCUGCGAGUUUCAGGACUUUUAAUACAUUCAUGCCAUGGAUACUUCGAAUAUUAUGAAACGUUCAGUUGUUAUAUUAACUGGAACCUAGUGUGCCUAGCAAGUUACCAGUUGCAAAGGGUAUUUUGGCCUACACCCUGUAGUUCAUGGGAAAAACGAGAGUGAGCAUGCAAGCAGCGUGCUUUCAGAGAGGAACAGAGCCAGGAAAAAGGAGUAAUGUAGCUUCAGAUGUUUGGAUUUAUGGAGAUUUAAGCAAGCAUCAUGCUUUUCUUGUGCUUCUUCCAGUAAAAAUAAACAAAGGUAGUGUGAGAAACUGUAACAUUGAGGUAACAUGCAAAUACUAUGCCAUCAAGUUUAGGGACUCACCUUAUUUUGGUGGCAAUGCCAUUAAUCAUUUUUUUGCUACAAACAGUUACUCCUGUGGUUAUUUGGAAAUAAAAUGUCUCCAUUCAAGA